CAGUUGCAUGUUCUCAGGACGUCCUCGAAGGUCAUGGCAGGCUGACCAAUAUGACUGAUUUCCCAGUGCACGGUUCUAUAAAAGUCUUAAUAUUUCCAUCCAGUCACAAUUCAGUCCAGUCAGUUAUGGUCUUUAUAAGCAUGCAGUUGGCAGAUUUUAUGCAGUACUCGGACGUUGGCUGCCAAGUGGCUCUGAUACGAAGAUACGGAUGGAGUGGCAGACAAUCACCGGGUGCGAAGCAGACGCUUAUGAAAAAGGUUAUCUUCGUACUGGGUGCCCUGAAUAUGAGCUGUUACUUUUUUUCAUUCAUCACCUACGGCUACCACAUCGAACGGAAGACAAAGGAGCCGAUUAUUUACGUUGCAGAGCUUUCUGAAGUGGGUGGCAUGCUUUGGUUCACCGUUCUUGGUAUCUGCAAUAUGUACACGCUGCUGCUCUAUAGACCCCAGAUUGAAGAACUCCUGGAAGGACUGGAGCAACUGUUUGCACCCGCUAGGCAGAGCCCGUACUGUACUCGCUACUUCUACGACGAGUCAGCUCUUAAAAUGAAGAGGUUAGGCAUCAACUUUGUCUGUUCAGCAACCUACUACAACUUGCUGCCCCUUGUGAAGCUCCUAAGCGAGCUACUGACAGAGUCACAGCAAGUGAGUUACCAGGUACAGAGCAAGGCGUGGUAUCCCUGGCAGGUCCAUGGCUCAACUCUGGGCUUCUGGAUCGCCUAUGCUAGUCAGGCUUUCGCGUCUGUAAUGAACCUGGGCAUGAUGAUGGCCACUGAGUGUUUGGUUUUCGUCUGCACCGCCCAGCUGGAGCUACACUUUGAUGGCCUGGCCAGGCGGCUGGAAGCCCUUGACGCUCGUGAUCCCAGAGCGAAGGAACAGCUCCAAGCGCUGAUCUCCUACCACACUCGGCUAUUCAAAGUUGCGGACCGUGCCAAUGGCAUCUUUAACUUCACUUUCCUGAUCAGCUACUGUGUGUCGUCGAUUGCCGUGUGCAGUAUGGGCUUUUCCAUGAUCAUGUUCGACUUGGGUCUAGCUCUCAAAUACAUGGUGGGAAUGUUUUUAUUCAUGAUCUACACCUUUUGCAUAUGCCACAAUGGCACUCAGGUCACAAUGGCGAGUGACAAAGUGAUGCCGGCUGCUUUCUACAACAACUGGUAUGAGGGCGACCUCGUCUACAGGAAGAUGUUGCUCAUCCUAAUGAUGCGUUCUACUAAGUCCUAUGUCUGGAAAACAUACAACCUGGCACCUGUGUCCAUUCAAACCUAUAUGGCUACGCUGAAAUUUUCAUAUCAGAUGUUUACCUGCGUGCGUUCUCUGAAAUAG
Drosophila miranda is the source of this 1322-nucleotide messenger RNA. Its product is annotated as putative odorant receptor 69a. The transcript has 3 exons. Gene Ontology annotation, biological process: sensory perception of smell; detection of chemical stimulus involved in sensory perception of smell. The record is from RefSeq and is a predicted model, not a curated record. Gene Ontology annotation, molecular function: odorant binding; olfactory receptor activity. Gene Ontology annotation, cellular component: plasma membrane. NCBI's taxonomy places the organism in Eukaryota, Metazoa, Arthropoda, Insecta, Diptera, Drosophilidae. Bases 51 to 1322 code for a protein of 423 amino acids.